AUGUCUACAAUAGCUGUGCUUACUCCGUCCAUUGGCCAGUUCGGUAAGAGCAACAAUAUUACAAUAAAACCCCUAAGAGUUAUGAGUGACAACAUCUUUCUUAAACAGCUGUGGUUACGUACUCAUAAUACGAAAUAGUCUUCCUUUUUUAAAAGUGGUAGAAAUUACGAAAUUCGACAAUGGAAAUUCGUUCCCAAUGCCCCGGGGGAUGGGUACAUUUGAAAUUGACUGCGUCACUACGCAUUCUGUACAAUUUACAGAUAGUGCAUAGCAAUUUGCCUAUAUUUUUUGUGCGGCCACGCCUUCUGUUGGCCUCAUCACAAAAGCUGACAACUUUGUGUAGCCUGUAAAUAGAAAAUUAUAUUCCAUGAGCUAUAAUUCCGACGAAAAAGUUUCAAUUUUACAGAUUUGCGUAAUAUACGACAACUUUAUAUUUUAGAUCAAUUUAGGUUUCUGCGAAACUACCCACAUACCCCUCCCCUAACCCAACAUUUUGCCCAAGUAAGACGCAAAUGUUAACGUUGAGUUAGGGGAGGGGUAGGUGGGCAGUUUCCCAAAUUUCACCUGCGCACAUUUAAACAUGAUUUGAGCAAAGAUAGACAACAAUUUUUUGACAAUUAAAGCUUCUCAUUUGCACCAAGGCGAAAUGUCACCCCAUGCAAGGGAAUCCAAGACAGUCAAGAUUGGAUUCUAAAUUCCUCGAAGUGAAUUCCACAUUCCAGGUAAUGGAUUCCUGACUUUGUAAAAGGAAUUCAAAUUCCGGACUCCAAUCUUUAAUGGCAUUCCUUGAGCUGAUUUAUGGAUUCCAAAAAGCCCACAACUCCGGAUUCAACAAGCGGCCAAAAUUUCCCGGAUUUCGGAGUGCGGAUUCCCCUUGCAUUGGGCGAGGUACGACAGAAGUGAAUAGACAGAUAUAUCAAGCAAACCAGGUGCAUAUGGCCUAACCUCUCUUACGUGGUCACGCUUGUGCACCUGUACAGCGCCGACAAUCAGUAUUAGCCCGCGAGCAAGCUCUCCUAGGGUUCCCGGGUAAUCAGUAUUAAUAAUGGCAAUCUUUCAGGUGAAUGCCGUAAAUUGAAGUUCCCGGCCUCUUUCUCCUACACUGAUAAACGUCUGAAAGGCCACACGAUUAGAACAAGCCAAGUCCUGGACAUAGAUAUCUGUGAACUGCUGUGCUACCAGGAACCGAAUUGUGUUAGCAUUGAUUUUAAAUACGAAGUGCGCUCGGUAGCAGGAGGCAGCUCAUACAACUGUGAAUUAAACAAUUCAACCCAUCUGGGACACGAUCAGGAUUUCGUGGACGCAAAAGGAUACGUUUAUCGUGGAGCAGAGGUAGGCAGUUAUGAAGUUCCUCUACAAAGGAACAAAAGAAUAUCUGCAGUGAUAUCUAUGCCCUUUACAGAUUAUAAAAUUGGGAUACGAAUUGGAAUUAGAAAAUUGGCAGCGUGGCCGAGAGGUCAGCACACCCGAUUAAUGAAAAAAAUCCGUUAUUUACUCUUCGGGCAGUCAUUUAUAGCAAUUAAUGCUAGUGGGGCUGGGAAAAUGUCUUAGACAAAUCAUUUUAAAUCAAACGUUAUAGGGGAAGAAUCCCAACUGGCCGGAAUCAAGCCAGCAAGCUAAUAACAAGUUUGGUCGAGGAUUUGAACUCAGAACCACCGAGAACAAAUCCAGCUAGCAGUGAGGCCGGUCUUGAACCUGACUUUUUUCCUCUUUCAGUUCUUUGCUUUCUUUUUUCAUAUUCUUUUCUUCUACUACCUAACUUCUAGUAUUACCUUUUAUCUAAAGAGUGCUUGUGAUAAAGCUCCUUGUGAGAACGGUGGAACAUGCCAAGCUGGAUUUACAGAAAAAGGAUUCCGUUGUUUGUGCCCGGCGUAUGUCACCGGUAUACGCUGUGAACACGGUAGGCAACGUUAAAACUGCAUGUUCGUCAUAAUGUCAACUUUUUUUAUGGGCAAUGGAAACUUUUCCUAACCCACCUAAAUUUUUAGGUUAGGCCAGAGUAGCUCGAAAUUUAACUGAAGCCAAGGUUUAAAGGGUAAAAUUUAAAACAAAACGGCGAGAAAACGCUCUUGUGUAGGAAGACAUCUUUCUAUAAGAGAGCACCGAGCCUUAACGGAGACACCCAGUUACGCCUACACAACAUGACAGUCCAAAAAAGUCAGUAAGACAGUAGCCUGCGUAGCAAGCGUUUCCGUUUGGUUUCGGAGCAAAAGGAGACCGUGGAAGGGGAUUUUCGGUUUUGAUCGCGCAAGAAGUUAAACGAGAACCCUCCCCGUUCUUUUACUUCAAACAUUUUUCGCGCGGUCUUUGACUCUUGUUCCUCGUUCUUUGCUCCUAAACCGCACUGAAACGCUUGCUACGCAGGCUAGUAAGACAGUAAAACCAAGAACCACUACGAGCCUCAGCGCUCCGGAAGUUAAAAAAUUCGUACCGUCUGGUUGCUAUGAAGUGACGUAAUCAUCCCGUUGAGUAUCCAUCACCGUAACACUUUUGCGGUCAACUACCGCAGCGCUCGUAAAGUACUUUAAUUAAAACCGUGUUCAAAACCCUGUAGGAAGUCUGUUUAUUUUUGAGUCGAUUAAUGCACUGCUGACUUCCACGAGGUCAACUUUUGCAUAAAUUAUCAAACGUUAUGUUAAGCGGGAAAUCUACCUAUGGUUCGCGGGAGAAGCAACUUCUAUAGCGGCGCAAGACAAAUGUUUCGAGAGUCGAGGAUGUGCUCACAAACUAUUCACUAUGCGACGAAAGGAGAUAUCACUGGCAUGAUACCUGCAUGUAAUGGUAAUUUUUAUCAAUCCAGGUCGCGCCGUGUUCGCUCGAGAACGCUGUGACAACUUCGUUUGGCGCGCUUCUCAAUACUUCCAAAACAUGUUGUAAUCGGUAAGUAGACUUAAGCACUUAGUAUCGCCAAGCCAUUCGAAUCAGUGUAUACCCAAUUCUUUGUCUGAAGAUUCGCGCAAACACAUAUACCAAGUACAUCUGGAUGGAAGAGGAAAUUGUCUCCCUAAACGCAGCCAGGUUAUAUUUUGAAGGAUGGCGGCACAAUUCAACGCGUCUUCCAGGUCAGCCCUAAUUUAUAGUUCGUAAGAGUAUAAAUUGCGAUCUCCCUAUUUUCGCUUAAGCUUUCUUUGAUAAAACUUCAGUAGAAACAAAACAACGCAGACAUGAAAUUCUCCUGCAUGAGACACAAUCGGCUGAAGGAAAUAUCUGUUUACAAGUCGGGUAAAUUAUCCAUUCUUGCGCACCGCAAAAUCAGCUAAAAUCAGUCGCUGGAAACCUGGCAUAUUAUUAAGCCUGAGCGCUUCUAAGAAUAACACGUUUAGAACUUCGACGGGUAGAAGAAAAAGGCAGUUGUUCUAUAUCCUUUCUGCUUCAUCCAGGUAGAAGUCCUGGCGUGAUAUCAUUAUGCCUGAGCGCUUCUAGGAUAUAUAACACGUUUAGCAUUUCAACCCGUAGCCGUAAAAAAAAAAUUAGGUAGUUGUUCUAUAUCCUUUCUGGUUCAUCCAGGUAGAAGUCCUGGCAUGAUAUCAUUAUGCCUGAGCGCUUCUAGGAUAUAUAACACGUUUAGCAUUUCAACCCGUAGCCGUUAAAAAAAAUUUAGGCAGUUGUUCUAUAUCCUUUCUGGUUCAUCCAGGUAGAAGUCCUGGCAUAUUAUUAUGCCUGAGCGCUUCUAGGAUAUAUAACACGUUUAGCAUUUCAACCCGUAGCCGUAAAAAACAAUUAGGUAGUUGUUCUAUAUCCUUUCUGGUUCACCCAGGUAGAAGUCCUGGCAUGAUAUCAUUAUGCCUGAGCGCUUCUAGCAUAUAUAACACGUUUAGCAUUUCGACCCGUAGCCAUAAAAAAAAAUUUAGGCAGUUGUGCUAUAUCCUUUCUGGUUCAUCCAGGUAGAAGUCCUGGCAUGAUAUCAUUAUGCCUGAGCGCUUCUAGGAUAUAUAACACGUUUAUCAUUUCGACCCGUAGCCGUAAAAAACAAUUAGGCAGUUGUUCUAUAUCCUUUCUGGUUCAUCCAGGUAGAAGUCCUGGCAUGAUAUCAUUAUGCCUGAGCGCUUCUAGGAUAUAUAACACGUUUAGCAUUUCAACCCGUAGCCGUUAAAAAAAAUUUAGGCAGUUGUUCUAUAUCCUUUCUGGUUCAUCCAGGUAGAAGUCCUGGCAUGAUAUCAUUUUGCCUGAGCGCUUCUAGGAUAUAUAACACGUUUAGCAUUUCGACCCGUAGCUUUGAAAAAAAAUUUAGGCAGUUGUUCUAUAUCCUUUCUGCUUCAUCCAGGUAGAAGUCCUGGCGUGAUAUCAUUAUGCCUGAGCGCUUCUAGGAUAUAUAACACGUUUAGCAUUUCAACCCGUAGCCGUAAAAAAAAAUUUAGGUAGUUGUUCUAUAUCCUUUCUGGUUCAUCCAGGUAGAAGUCCUGGCAUGAUAUCAUUAUGCCUGAGCGCUUCUAGGAUAUAUAACACGUUUAGCAUUUCAACCCGUAGCCGUUAAAAAAAAUUUAGGCAGUUGUUCUAUAUCCUUUCUGCUUCAUCCAGGUAGAAGUCCUGGCAUAUUAUUAUGCCUGAGCGCUUCUAGGAUAUAUAACACGUUUAGCAUUUCAACCCGUAGCCGUAAAAAACAAUUAGGUAGUUGUUCUAUAUCCUUUCUGGUUCACCCAGGUAGAAGUCCUGGCAUGAUAUCAUUAUGCCUGAGCGCUUCUAGGAUAUAUAACACGUUUAGCAUUUCGACCCGUAGCCGUAAAAAAAAAUUUAGGCAGUUGUGCUAUAUCCUUUCUGGUUCAUCCAGGUAGAAGUCCUGGCAUGAUAUCAUUAUGCCUGAGCGCUUCUAGGAUAUAUAUCACGUUUAUCAUUUCGACCCGUAGCCGUAAAAAACAAUUAGGCAGUUGUUCUAUAUCCUUUCUGGUUCAUCCAGGUAGAAGUCCUGGCAUGAUAUCAUUAUGCCUGAGCGCUUCUAGGAUAUAUAACACGUUUAGCAUUUCAACCCGUAGCCGUUAAAAAAAAUUUAGGCAGUUGUUCUAUAUCCUUUCUGGUUCAUCCAGGUAGAAGUCCUGGCAUAUUAUUAUGCCUGAGCGCUUCUAGGAUAUAUAACACGUUUAGCAUUUCAACCCGUAGCCGUAAAAAAAAAAAAAUUUAGGCAGUUGUUCUAUAUCCUUUCUGGUUCAUCCAGGUAGAAGUCCUGGCAUGAUAUCAUUAUGCCUGAGCGCUUCUAGGAUAUAUAACACGUUUAGCAUUUCAACCCGUAGCCGUAAAAAACAAUCAGGCAGUUGUUCUAUAUCCUUUCUGGUUCAUCCAGGUAGUAGUCCUGGCAUGAUAACAUUAUGCCUGAGCGCUUCUAGGAUAUAUAACACGUUUAGCAUUUCGAUCCGUAGCCGUAAAAAACAAUAAGGCAGUUGUUCUAUAUCCUUUCUGGUUCAUCCAGGUAGAAGUCCUGGCAUGAUAUCAUUAUGCCUGAGCGCUUCUAGGAUAUAUAACACGUUUAGCAUUUCAACCCGUAGCCGUAAAAAAAAAAAUUUAGGCAGUUGUUCUAUAUCCUUUCUGGUUCAUCCAGGUAGAAGUCCUGGCAUGAUAUCAUUAUGCCUGAGCGCUUCUAGGAUAUAUAACACGUUUAGCAUUUCAACCCGUAGCCGUUAAAAAAAAUUUAGGCAGUUGUUCUAUAUCCUUUCUGCUUCAUCCAGGUAGAAGUCCUGGCAUAUUAUUAUGCCUGAGCGCUUCUAGGAUAUAUAACACGUUUAGCAUUUCAACCCGUAGCCGUAAAAAACAAUUAGGUAGUUGUUCUAUAUCCUUUCUGGUUCACCCAGGUAGAAGUCCUGGCAUGAUAUCAUUAUGCCUGAGCGCUUCUAGCAUAUAUAACACGUUUAGCAUUUCGACCCGUAGCCGUAAAAAAAAAUUUAGGCAGUUGUGCUAUAUCCUUUCUGGUUCAUCCAGGUAGAAGUCCUGGCGUGAUAUCAUUAUGCCUGAGCGCUUCUAGGAUAUAUAACACGUUUAUCAUUUCGACCCGUAGCCGUAAAAAACAAUUAGGCAGUUGUUCUAUAUCCUUUCUGGUUCAUCCAGGUAGAAGUCCUGGCAUGAUAUCAUUAUGCCUGAGCGCUUCUAGGAUAUAUAACACGUUUAGCAUUUCAACCCGUAGCCGUUAAAAAAAAUUUAGGCAGUUGUUCUAUAUCCUUUCUGGUUCAUCCAGGUAGAAGUCCUGGCAUAUUAUUAUGCCUGAGCGCUUCUAGGAUAUAUAACACGUUUAGCAUUUCAACCCGUAGCUUUAAAAAAAAAAAUUUAGGCAGUUGUUCUAUAUCCUUUCUGGUUCAUCCAGGUAGAAGUCCUGGCAUGAUAUCAUUAUGCCUGAGCGCUUCUAGGAUAUAUAACACGUUUAGCAUUUCAACCCGUAGCCGUAAAAAACAAUCAGGCAGUUGUUCUAUAUCCUUUCUGGUUCAUCCAGGUAGAAGUCCUGGCAUGAUAUCAUUAUGCCUGAGCGCUUCUAGGAUAUAUAACACGUUUAGCAUUUCGACCCGUAGCCGUAAAAAAAAAUUUAGGCAGUUGUUCUAUAUCCUUUCUGGUUCAUCCAGGUAGAAGUCCUGGCAUGAUAUCAUUAUGCCUGAGCGCUUCUAGGAUAUAUAACACGUUUAUCAUUUCGACCCGUAGCCGUAAAAAACAAUUAGGCAGUUGUUCUAUAUCCUUUCUGGUUCAUCCAGGUAGAAGUCCUGGCAUGAUAUCAUUAUGCCUGAGCGCUUCUAGGAUAUAUAACACGUUUAGCAUUUCGACCCGUAGCCGUAAAAAAAAAUUUAGGCAGUUGUUCUAUAUCCUUUCUGGUUCACCCAGGUAGAAGUCCUGGCAUGAUAUCAUUAUGCCUGAGCGCUUCUAGGAUAUAUAACACGUUUAGCAUUUCGAUCCGUAGCCGUAAAAAACAAUAAGGCAGUUGUUCUAUAUCCUUUCUGGUUCAUCCAGGUAGAAGUCCUGGCAUGAUAUCAUUAUGCCUGAGCGCUUCUAGGAUAUAUAACACGUUUAGCAUUUCAACCCGUAGCCGUAAAAAAAAAAAUUUAGGCAGUUGUUCUAUAUCCUUUCUGGUUCAUCCAGGUAGAAGUCCUGGCAUGAUAUCAUUAUGCCUGAGCGCUUCUAGGAUAUAUAACACGUUUAGCAUUUCAACCCGUAGCCGUAAAAAACAAUCAGGCAGUUGUUCUAUAUCCUUUCUGGUUCAUCCAGGUAGAAGUCCUGGCAUGAUAUCAUUAUGCCUGAGCGCUUCUAGGAUAUAUAACACGUUUAGCAUUUCGACCCGUAGCCGUAAAAAAAAUUUAGGCAGUUGUUCUAUAUCCUUUCUGGUUCAUCCAGGUAGAAGUCCUGGCAUAUUAUUAUGCCUGAGCGCUUCUAGGAUAUAUAACACGUUUAGCAUUUCAACCCGUAGCCGUAAAAAACAAUUAGGUAGUUGUUCUAUAUCCUUUCUGGUUCAUCCAGGUAGAAGUCCUGGCAUGAUAUCAUUAUGCCUGAGCGCUUCUAGGAUAUAUAACACGUUUAGCAUUUCAACCCGUAGCCGUAAAAAAAAAUUUAGGCAGUUGUUCUAUAUCCUUUCUGGUUCAUCCAGGUAGAAGUCCUGGCAUAUUAUUAUGCCUGAGCGCUUCUGGGAUAUAUAGUAGCAGUUUGACCCGUAGAAAAACCAAACUCAGCCGUUCAUUUUGUAGGAGAUAUUUAAGCGUUUUUGUCUGUGUUAGCAAUGUGAUCGACUUUAUACGCAGACCUUAAUAAUAUGUUUUUUUCUUUGACGGCACUGAAUAAUUUUAGCCGAAACUUGAGCCGUACAUUUGUUUAAUGCCGCGCUUUAAUUAAAUUUCUCGCCCUAGAAUGAUGACAUGAUGGCGCGAAAAUUGACGCCUCUAUCGUAUUAGAUGCGAAAUAUGAUCAGAGAUAAAUGGAAUAGUGAAUGUUACAAGCUUCUGAGUAUCCAGCUGAGAUAGGGGACUUUUAGUCCCCUAUCUCAGCUUGAUAAACAAAAUUUUUUUGGUUGCUAAGACGGUGCGGCUCGUUAUGCAACAAUUCCAACCCUGAGUUGGCCCUCGGCGGUCUUCGAGGAGCUUUGUCUAGGUUCCUCCUACGUAGACGUCCUUUUGGCUCGUCACUGGCGCAAUCCUUCCCAGUGCGGGGAAGGCUAUGUCCAGGUCAAUAACUACUGAAUAUCUCAUUUGGAAGGUUGCAAGUUUAUUUGGCGACAUAUGAGUCUGUGUAGUCUUAAAUUAGGAAGGGAGCUCACAGUUCCAAUUUGCGCUUCCUCGCCAGGAAAAUAAUUACCAUUGAGCUUCAACUUUUUCUUUCAUAUGUGCAAUGUAUAGAAAUUAAUUUUUUUGUGACGAAGUGAACUGAAACUAAACUGAUACUGAUCUUACUGGACUAAAACAUCAUUCGUAUUACCUGUAUUAUUUGUGAUAGGAGUUAACGGCUGCCAAGAUAUAAAAAUGAAAGGUCAUUCUAAGGGAGACGGUAUGUACUGGUUAGACCCUGAUGGAGAAAGCCAUUCAAACGCCUUCCUGGCUUACUGUGACAUGACGUCAUACAAUGGAGGAUGGACCAUGUGUUACACCACCGAUGAAUACGCCAAACCCAGGACUGAGGUCAAGUACAAUGCCACAUUUCCAUAUGGAACUGACGGGUACAGAACGAACUGCAACAAUAUCAAAGUAAGUUGAUUAAUUGCUUUGAAUGGCUUUAUUGAGUUACCUAUUGAAAAACUGGCAAAGGUUCUGGAAAACAGUUCUGAGUUCCAGGGUCAGUUCUGAAUCAAAUGCGGCGCAAAUCACCUGCUUAUAAACGCGGAUAAAACUAAACUUGUGCUCUUUGGAACACGGCAACUUGUAUCAAAGCUACCUAUGUCACUUCAUCCUUCCUUGGACAACAACUAUGCCCUGUCUCGUCCGCCAAAGAUCUGGAUGUUACCCUUGACUCUAGCUUAACAUUCAAUAAUCACAUCUCAUCAUUAUCGUCAUCCUUGCUAUCUAGUUUGUGCCAAAUAAGUAGGGUCCGCCACCUGUUUUCCAAAGAAGUUUUGUAUAUAAUGAUCAACUCUGUUGUGUGCAGUAAAUUAUUUUACUGUUCCGCUUUAUGGGCUGUUACAAACAGAACAUCCAUAAACUAAAACUUAUGCAGAACUUUGCUGCCCGUAUACUAACUGACACAGGGAAAUACGAGCAUAUUACCCCGGCCCUGAAAGCUCUUGGCUGGCUGACUAUAGAGGAGCAACUUUGGUUGCGGGAGGUGACAAUGAUGUACAAAUGUGUUAACAAUUUAGUGCCAGCAUAUAUUAGCUGUAAAAUAGGGAAGCGAUCCAAUGCGCACCCUUACAAUCUCCUCAACAGUGAAGGUCUAAACCUGCCAGGAUGCCGGACAGCGGCUGCCCAGAGUGGCUUCUUUUAUAGGGCAACAAAAGCGUGAAAUAGUGUCAGUAACAACACUAGAACUGCCCGAUUAUUGAGAUCAUUUAAAAAGCGGUAGCAUGCAAAGACAGCAUUAAUGUAGAAAUAGGAUACCGGUAUACAUAUCAUAGUAUUUUAUUACAUUGUUAAUUAUUAUUAGAAGUAGUAAUUUUAAGUUGUUAUUUAUAUAUCAAGAACGUGUAUAUCAUUAGUUUUAGUUGUAUUAUAUAUACAUAUUGUAAAUUAAUUCUGAAAAGCCCCUCGGGGAGAAUUAAUAAAAAAAGUAUUGUAUUGUAUUGUAAAUGCAGGUGACCUUAACUCUUAGUUCAUCAUAGCCUCUUUCAGCCCUUAUUUCGCUGUUGCUUUUCGUUCUAGUUUACAGAAAUCAUGUUUAUAGAUCACCAAACUGGAAGCAAGGCCUACUUCACACAACGUGACCAGACACCAAUAAAAGCCACCGGUAACUACGGGAAUAGAGGCAGUGCUUAUGGACUGUGGGACAGAGUAUUGACGGACGGAGUAGGAGCAAGUAGUAACACACACUUCGUCUACCAGCUGCUCGUCUGUGAUCAUUCUUUCUUUUCGGGCUUCUUCGUUUCCGGUUACACUGAUAGUACUGAUUGUUACAAAUAUUGUAAUACGUGGUGUGGUGAUUCUUCAUCGCCGUACUUCCGUACAGCAUCCACAGAUCUUCGAUUCAGUGGUGUGGCCUUCAACGAAAAUGGUCACCGAGCUCUCAGCAACAGGCUUAUUAGUGUCGGGUUGCGUUAA
This is a messenger RNA of Porites lobata, 10139 nucleotides long. Lineage: Eukaryota; Metazoa; Cnidaria; Anthozoa; Scleractinia; Poritidae. The record is from the annotation of a GenBank genome assembly.